GUAUUUCUGCAGACGAGUUCAGUUAAAAAGCAACAGGCAUUUCCGCUACAUGUAACGUGGCCUAUGUAAUAACGAUAACAUGCAGUCACACGGAUAGCUUGAGUGUUUAGUUUUUGUAAGAAAUGGAAAACGGAGAAGAGGCGACUGACUCUACUGGUUAUUCGUCUAACGAAGAUUUGGAAGUAAAAAAACUUAAAGAUUUGGUUAGAAAGUUGGAAAAACAGAAUGAACAUCUUCGUCACAGAACUGGAAAACUCACAAAUUCUUCGAAACGCAAAAGCAUUGCAGAAGUAGAAGAUGCAAGCGGGGAUAAUGCUCUUCCUGAUAAAGAGGAAGACAUAUCUAGUUUAAACGAUGGAAUUGCUCUUCUUGAUGAAGAUGAUUUACUUGUUAACACAAAUUACGGAGAUGACACUUCAUGGCUGUACCAAUCCCCAGCAGUGAAGUCAAAAGCAAAAAGAUCUGACUCGCACAGUAAUAAAACAUGGAGGUCACCUCAAGAAUGGCUUACAGAUGAAUUAGAACACCCCACCACUCCACAACUAGUAUCUGCCAAGCAAAAUAUUCUCCGAAAACUGGAUGGUGUUUAUGAUUAUAACAUACCUAGCCGUUUAUCUGACAUCAGCUAUCUGCAAAGAUCUGUUGAAAAAGAUCUAAAUUUAACUGAUACUUACAAGUUAGAAGAUGCAACUGAUGUACAAGUAGUUGCCAGAAUGCAGCAAGAAGAACUGAGAAAAGACACUGUGACAAGCACAAGAAAUUCAAAUGAUAGACAAGAAAACACCUCAUACACACAUCAGACAAGUCCACGUACUCACCAUACAACAGGACUUGAUGUCCCUACUAACCAGGAACGCAAAGGUUCAUUGGAGGAAGAGUUAGAUCAUCAUUCAUCCUCAUCAGGUUCCCCCCAUCAUGGCCACCAUCUACCAGUACCAAGUCAAACCAUGACAACAGCUUAUGGUUUGUACCCGUCUACUAUGUGUAAGGAAGAUGAAAGCCCUGUCAGAAGACCAAGUACACCAACAAGAUUAGAACGACAUUCUCCCUCACCAAGAUCAAUAAGCCCUGCCCCUGCACGUAAACCAAACACAGGUGUAAAAGGAUUACGGCGUAGUUUACCCCACCCAUCUAGAACACACACACCUUCAAAAUCAAACUCAAAUCUCGCUUCGAACUCGUAUACGCAAGAAUAUUCUACUCCACCUUCUCAUUCAGCACCAAACAUUAAAUCGUCCCUCAUAGCACCAACAUCAAGACUCACUAAACUAACCACGAGAACUGGUAUCCCACAAUCACCUUCUGCUAGUUCUCCAAUGGGUAAUGGUGCCCGCGCUUCUCCUGCCAGACGUACUCUGCCUCGUCCCAGUCAGACGUCAACUAGCAUGCGGUACCCCAGUACAACCAAUACCCGUCCGACGCCAGCCGCUGCCCCGGAGCCGCAACCGUCCGCGGACAUUUGGGGCGACGAUGACGAAGUGUAUUGAAGCACCAAGCCGCAUAACGCCCACUGUGAUUACCCCGCGGUGCAAAAGCAUGGUGUGAACGCAUCAAAAAGCGGUUUUGGUCGGCUGGAACCGGUUUUCGUCGGUGGUCACACAAGAAAUCGUUGCACAACGAUAUAUAGUAAGCUGGGGGCGGAUGGGACACCUUUCUGAUUAAUUUUCUUGUUUCAUUUGGUAUCAAAGAAAUAGAAUAAUAAAACCGUAUUCCCACGACUCCCAUACCGUUGUUUUUUGUUUAACACACGAUCUGGAUAUUGUUUUUUAUGUAAUAAAUGUGUCCCAUCUUACCCCAACGUACGGUAUGUCCUAAACCUCGUCCAUUUAGACCCAAACGACUCGAUUCAAUAAUACACGCUUUAGUAUUACGACCCCAAAAGUAAUCGCUUUAGCUGUACCAAAAACGUUAUUUUAUCGUAAAUCGCAUCCAGGAUAACUGGUUUUAUUGAUUUUAAACUGGCCAUGCAUGCACUACGGCCACGUAUGCAUUUACGUGUUCAUUACUUUGCUUAUUUUUCGUACUUUUGCCUUUAAAGUAAGGUCAACUGAGAUUUAGUUCACGUAUUAUCAUACCAUUAAUAUUAUACAUCAGAUGUUUUAGCAGUUUUGGCACAAAAGAUAUUGUAUAGUUUCGCCUGAACCGCAUUCUGGUAAAACAACAGAAAAACCCUAUAUGAGUGAGGACCUACUGUGAGGCAUGCCAUGGGACCUGGGGUUUAGUCUGAAUUGUCACAUUACCCCGUAAAUAUGACGGGGUUAAGCGGAACAUAUACCGUAAGUGCACUGUGUUCUUUUUGGGUGUGUGCGAAAUAUUUGCCCCGAAAUUGGCAAUCAUAUUUAUAGUACUGUGGAGUUUAAGCCCUCUAAAACCCAUAUUUCCAAACUCUGUUUUAAACAAAGAACGGUAUUUCAGAGUCGCAGGCUCUGGUUAUACGACUGUAAAUGUUCUUUAUUUACAUCAAAAACUGAAAACAUAUCCAUCUUACCCCACUCUACUUUAAAAGCAACUGAUAUUCUGACCUUUAGCGUUUUGCUGUUGUGACUCGAUGCUUCGAAGGUACUUCGCAAAAUAUAUAGUAUUAUUUUAUCA
Molecule: messenger RNA, 2592 nt
Organism: Ciona intestinalis (vase tunicate)
Lineage: Eukaryota; Metazoa; Chordata; Ascidiacea; Phlebobranchia; Cionidae
Source: RefSeq, a predicted model, not a curated record